This is a messenger RNA of Bursaphelenchus okinawaensis, 9052 nucleotides long. The record is from the annotation of a GenBank genome assembly. NCBI's taxonomy places the organism in Eukaryota, Metazoa, Nematoda, Chromadorea, Rhabditida, Aphelenchoididae.
AUGUUACUCCGGAAAAGCGGAGUACCUUGGGCUGUAUUCUUAUUGGCCAUACAAGGCCUAGCCCAAUCAGAUGUAGGUGUCAAAGCCCCAGAUUCCACUCCAGUACCAGCUCCAUCUUCACCCAGCCCAGCCGGUGACAUACAGUUAGUUGAACAAGCUACAGAAUUUGAAGAAAGUACUACUACUGCUACACCCAAAACUUAGUAUGUUAAUAAUAUAUAUAUAUAUACUACAUGUAUAGCCACUAAUAGAUUUAUUGCUUUUUACUUACAAACGUAUCAAAAACUGACUUUUAGUGCCGGCAACUACUUGAUAAUCGCUCCAAAAAUUGCCCGACCUGGUCUACCGUAUUCAGUAUCAGUGAAUAUUCUGAAGUCGCUCGACGAAGACCACAUCGUACGUGUUGAAGUCAGAAACGCGAGGAACGAAACGAUCGGAGCCAGAGUCGUGAGCAACGUGAAAACAGCUGUGCCUCAGACCGUUUCCAUCGAGAAUCUGAGCAAAGAUGGGCUUCUGGAAGGCGAUCAGUACAAGGUCUACGUGAGGGCUGAGAACAUCGCCUCCAGAAUCCUGUUUGAAGACGAGAAACCCAUCGAAUUUUCGGGGAAAUUCUUAAGCGGCUUCGUACAGACCGAUAAGGCCAUUUACAAACCUGGAGCUACUGGUAAAUUAACAUACAGAGCUUGAGGGCAAUGUAUUAUCAUGUAUAGCAUAAUAUUUUGAAAAUUUUUAAUAGAUCUUUCAACACCGUGCUGUGCUGUCUUUUUUAUAUCAUCAACAGUGAAUUCCCAUUUUAGUGUUCUACCGUGUCGUGGUGGUAACUCCUGACCUAAAGCCAUACCAAGGAAAGAUAGGCUUAAAGAUCCAAGAUCCUGCCCAGAACGUUAUCAACCAGUUGGAAGACAAAACCUUGGUCAAAGGAGUCUUCUCCAAUCAGCUGGAGCUGGCUUCAGAUCCUCCACUUGGAGAGUGGAUGCUGAUCGUAGAGACGGAAUCUGGCAUGAAGUUCGAAAAAGGAUUCACAGUUGAAAAGUACGUUCUACCCAAGUUCGAAGUCAACAUCAGAACACCCAGCUUCAUCACCGUGAACGACGAUCUUUCUGUCUUAAUCGAUGCCAAGUAAGUAGUAAAUUGAUAACGGUAUACAACACAUAAUAUAAUACAAAACUACUUACAAAGUACCGUAGUCCCUGUAUAACAAACAAGUUAGAGUACAAGCGGCAGAGCGGCCAAAUUAGUACAUAGCAAAACAUUUUAUGUCGCAAUCUAUAAUUGCAGGUAUACUUAUGGCAAAGGAGUAUCAGGAAAAGCAAAAGUGAUUCUCGAACUGCCAUUCAACAGAUGGCACCACACCCUGCCAGUACUGCUUAACGAUGAAAAGGUGAAAGAAAACGUGGAAACUCAACAGGAAAGUACGAUCGAAAGAACCGUCAAGCUGAACAGCAUGGGUGAAGCUACAGUAGUCUUCACAAACGAAGAGCUACGGAAACACAAACUGGUCAUGGACUACGGUGGAAGUACAGUAAGAAUUCUGGCUACUGUAACCGAAGACCUAACUGAUAUUCAAAGAAAUGGAACUGCUCAGGUAAAGCAAACUAAACCUAUAAUAUUCAUUGGACUAGUCUAAAUUAGGCUGAAUAAAGGCUGAGAUUAUUGUAUGCGAUAAUUCAAUAAACAAUAUCAAGUUUUAGAUAGUAGCCUACAGACACGAUGUUCAGUUAGAAGUUGAGAAACAAGGAGACAACUUCAAACCUGGCCUCAGCUACAACGUUAUCGUAGCCUUGAAGCAGAUGGAUAACACUCCAGUGAAAGCAAAUGUACCAAAAAGAGUACAAGUCACCACCUUCUACGACUACCCAUACGAUCCCAGCAACAACAACCAGCAUGAAGACAAAGAAGUCAAGGUUGUAGACCUAGAUGCCCACGGCACCUCCGUCCUCACUCUCCAACCUCCAAUGAACUGCACUUCAGCUCGGGUAGAAGCUCACUAUGACAGAGAAGGCAAAGACAACUUCACUAACGCUCUCAUCUACACUUCCUUGUACGUUGAUGCCGCCAAAUCACCGUCAAACUCCUACAUUCAGCUCCUGGUAGACAACGAAGGAGCGGUUGAAGCCGGCAAAACAUUGUCAUUCUCUGUGAAGUCGACCGAAAGUCUUCAGACCAUCUCGUACCAGGUGAUAGCACGGGGCAGUAUCGUGCUGAGCCAAGAACAAUCCAUGAAUGGAGAUCUUGUUACCGUGACCUUCACCACAACUCCACAGAUGGCUCCAAGCGCAAGAUUGGUGGUUUACGCGAUUCGUCCUGAUAACAGAGAGGUUUUGGUAGAUGCAAUGGACUUUAAGGUUGAGGGACUCUUCAGAAACGAUGUAAGUUUGAUACCUAAAAUUAUUAUUUAUGAAAAUCAGAAACUUUGCCAAAUAUCAAAUAACUUUACUUAAACAAUUGAAAAUUGUAGGACCUUACUGUUUAAUCUGAUGUACUUCACCCUACCAUUGCUUAGAAAACCUUUUUAGGUAUCCCUAAACAUUGACAAACAGUCGGUCGAACCAGGAGAAACCGUCAAAUUCACAGUGAAAGCAGAUUCAGAUUCAUACGUCGGUCUGUUGGCCGUGGACCAAAGCGUUCUUCUUCUGAAAUCUGGCAAUGAUAUCACGAAAGACAUGGUGGAACAAGAUAUCCAAGAGUAUGAUACUACCCGCGCCAAUGGCUACAGAUAUUGGGAAGCCGACGCUUUUGGUCCCAGAAGAAGAAAACGGUCUGUGUGGUACCCAUGGUGGGGCGUGGGUGGAAAAGAUGCUAAAUCCAUUUUUGAGGUCAGUUUUGUCAGAAAUUCUGAAUGAAUUUCGGCCUAAUGUUGUGAAAGGUGUUUGUUGAGAGGAAGACUUGACUCAACUGUUGGUCAAGUCUUUCUCCUCGACAAAAUCUUGUAAAUGCCCAUAUUUUGUUGUUCUUUGGAUUUUAACUAUAGGAAAAUGAAAGAAUCUCACGAAAAUACUGUUUCAGAAUGCUGGCCUCGUUGUUCUUACAGACACCUUCGUAUACCACGAACCAGAACCCAUUCGUAAGUUAAUCGUUUCUCGUCAGUUUUUGUUGCUUUUGCUUUGAUUGUCUUUUGAAUUUUGGUGGAGUCUUGUAAUCAUAACCAAUUUUUUACUAACACAGGGCUUUACCGCACCAUGAACUCAAACGGUCUUCUGAAGCGACUCGAGAAGUCGGCGGGCAUCAGAAUCCGAAAGGACUUCCCAGAAACUUUGAUGUACGGCGAUCUUAAGGCGGAGUAAGUUUGCUUGUUUAUGUUUCUACUAAUUGGGAUAAGAACUAAGAGUUUUUGGGUUCAAUUGCAUUGAUGUUAGCUUUUUUACAAAGGAACGACGGUAUUUUAUAGUAGAUGUGAAGUAAUCUGAACUUAAUGAAAAGAGCUUGAUCUGAGUGGAAGAGUAACACAAUUAUAAUAACAUAGCAUUUUUGUCUCACUAUUAACAUUAUUUUCUAUCGUAUCACACUUUUUCUUGGCUUUCGCUGCUUCUUUUAUCUAUGAUAACAUGUUUGGUGGAUGGUUUUGUUUAUUUUAACUGUUUUAUCCGUACAUCUACUAUAACAUGUUUGAACUGUUUAACACUAUCCUAGGGCUUCUGGAGCAGUCGUUAGGUGCUCCAAAUGCGGCCGUCUUUUUUGAUGCACGUUCAGCACAAGAUAACGUUCUCCAGGUACGAAAGGACUUUCCUGAAACUUGGAUUUGGGCCGAGACUUUGGCCACAGGACAGAAGUAAGUUUACCAAGGGCGAUAUAUAUAUUUUGAUGCGAAACAUAGGUAUAUCAGGUAACACUGCAUCAAGCUGUGCCUUUAGAGAAGGUUGAACAAGGUACGAGUAUAACAUAUUAUACAAGCUGACCGAGAUUAUAACAAGAACGUUAAUUAACACGUUGAACACCAAAACUACUCUUACUCUAUCACCUUUGCUUUGCACUGAUUCUCUGAUAUUAUGUUAUAUCUUCAUUUCUACUAUGGUUUAUAUCCUGAAUGGUCAUUACUUUUGUUGUUGUGUUGUCCAUCCACCAAAGUUCAGAAGGCUUUUCUAUGUUAUCGUGACUGUUUAUCUGGAUUUAUAGGAAAGCGAUUCCGGAAUCUGAAGGCUGGAUUGGCAGCUGGUCAAAACAUUGACGUACUUGACAGUCCCAGUCUUAAAAUACGACGAGAGUUUCCAGAAACAUUUGUUUGGACCAACAUUACGAGGUUCUGCUACUUUUCACGUUUAUUAGUAGUAUAAGAUUAAGUAGUAUUAUAUUUGUUCUUUACAAACAUAGGGGGAUGCUUUGUUCUGUGAAAUGUCUUAUAGGUAUACCCAGUGUUUUGCCGGACCCGUCCGGUCCGGUUUGGUCCGGACCGGACCAAAAGAAAAUAAAGCCGGACCGGACCGAAAGAAAAGUUCCGGACCGGUCCGGAAAAAAAAAUUUUUAAUUUUAAUAAAACUGUUUUAAAAAUUGCAAAUAAAACAUAUUUUUAAGAGUUUUUAAACGUAAAGAAAGCAGUUUUAGCGCUCUUGGCUUUUUUUAAAAAUAAAAAAAUUUUUUUCCGGACCGGACCGAAAAAAUUCUCAUCCGGACCGGUCCGGCAAAACACUGGGUAUACCCAUAUCUGUAAACUACCUUAAUUACCCUGAGAAUAUUACACUAACCGUGUGUCAAUUAAUAUAAUUGUAAACAGGUCUCUUGUAAACAAUAGUUUGUCAUGUGUUGAAUGCCGUGUUACUGUGUAGUUGAAAAAACUAACACUAAUGUAACUUUACACUUUCAAAGUUACUGUGUUCAGGAUUUCGCGCAAUGCCAAUAACCUUGAACAUGGCACCGAGGCUGUAUAUUCCUGGUCCAGUAAAUGACUUUCCAUCGAGUAAUGUAGUUGAAGAGUCUCAGGUGGAAUAUGCUCCUCCUUCUGUCGUAGUCAGACGCUCUUUUCCUGAAACCUGGCUUUGGGAAUCUAUGAACACGUGAGCGUGUGUUGUGCUUCUAUUAGACAUAGAGGAUAGUAGAUUAGAUAAUAUAUAAAUGCUGGAUUACAACUUUGUAGUAUAGUUAUUACAUUACACACACAGUAUGACAUAUAGUAUCUAAAAUGACAGUUUAAACAAGGAUAAAGGGAAGGUUAGAUCUUUUAAAUUACUUCGAAAUCAACAAAACGUAUUUUAGUGAAACUGGUGAAGCCGUCUAUCAAGCUACCGUCCCAGAUACGAUCACUUCUUGGGUGGCUUCUGCUUUUGCUAUCAGCGAUCAAAGUGGACUUGGUGUAUCCCCAAACACUGCCAAGGUAAGCGUUCUCCUUCUUUAUAAUUUUUUUUAAAUUGAUUUUAAAGUGUUAAUUCUAUUUUAUAUAUGUACUAGUCCAACCACUUAAAUUAACGUUAUCUGACCGUCUACUAAUUUAUAAUUAUGUUUUUUUAGCUGAAGGUGUUCCGCCCCUUCUUUAUUAGACUCAACUUACCGUACUCUGUAAAACGAGGUGAGAAGUUUGCUCUCCAAGUUCUGGUCUUUAAUUACCUGGAGUCAGAACAAGAUGUUGCCGUGACGUUGAAGAGAAACAGCGCUUCUGGCUUUAACUUUUUGGAGAAGGACAGCUCGGGUCUGGAAAAGAAGGACCAGUCAGACAAGGCUAGCAAUGUUGUAUAUGUGUCAGUACCUGGAGGCGGUAUCUCCAAGGCUGUCUACUUCCCCAUCGUUCUCACAGAAGUCGGUCAUGUCAAGUUGCAUGUUGUAGCUCAAGCUGAUCACGCUGCUGACGCUGUAGAAGAGGUCUUGAGAGUGGAGCCGGAAGGCUACAGAGUCGACCGUAACGUGCCAAUGGCCUUGGACUUGUCUUCAAACGGCACCGUGCAGAAGAGUAUCAAGAUGGACUUUCCUUCAGAUGCCAUCGAAGGAUCGAAGAAGGCCAAGAUUGAUGUCAUUGGUGACAUCAUGGGACCAGUCUUGAGUAACCUGGAGAAUCUGGUCAGAAUGCCGUUUGGAUGUGGAGAACAGAACAUGCUCAACUUUGUGCCCAAUAUUGUAGUACUCAGGUACUUGAGAGCUACACAGAAGAGCUCUCCUGCGAUGGAGACAAAGUUGGCACGGUACAUUGAAGCUGGGUAUCAAAGGGAAUUGACUUACAAGUAGGUUAACUAACAUAUGUUUGUGCUUAUUUAGAAUGUAACAGAAUUUGAAAGUUUUAUUACCUAAUCUAACAUAACUUAACUUGCAGACGUGAUGACAACUCUUUCUCAGCCUUUGGCCAAUCUGAUAACCACGGAUCAACAUGGUUAACUGCCUUCGUUGUUCGUUCUUUCAAACAAGCGCAGCCUUAUGUUUACAUCCAAAGUGAGAUACUACAACAAGCUAUCGCCUUCUUGACGUCUCAGCAGAAUCAAGAGAAUGGAGCCUUCGCGGAGCGUGGCGAAGUGCAUCAUAAAGACAUGCAAGGUGGAGCAUCUAAUGGUGGAUAUCCUCUGACAGCUUAUGUCACUGUUGCCUUGUUGGAGAACAAUAUCAAGAACGAGAAGGCUAUUACCUACCUGGAACAACAUCUAAAGGAUGUGAGAGAAGAUCCAUAUGCUUUGGCUGUAGCUACUUAUGCACUUCAUUUGGCUGAAAGUACGAUGAAGGACGAAGCCUUCGCGAUGUUGGAGGGACUGAAACUGGAGGAAGCUGGUAAGUAGAUAAAUUUUUUAGGCUUGUUUUUAAAAUGAUAAUCAUGUUAUCAAUGUUAGAUAAAAUUACGUUUAAUUUUGUUAAAUUCAACUUUUUAAAAUGAAAAGCUGUAUUACGGGCGCUAGGACAAAUGCGGUUUUUGGACAUUUGCGGAUCUGCGGUUUUUAGACACUUGCGGAUCUUCGGUUUUUGGACACUUGCGGAUUUUGGACAUUUGCGGAUUUUUUAAAGGUUUUUUUAAAUUUUUUAGUUAGUUUAUUUGUAGUAUGGUACUAAAUUGUACGAAAGUUUAAAUUGGUGCGGUUUUAACAUAACAGUACCUUUUUGGGCUUUUAGUACCAUUCAGUACCAAAAAAUAUAAAACAGUACCAAUUUAAAAUUUAGUACUAUUUAGCACUAAAACAUAUUAAAACAGUACCAAUUUACACUUUAGUACCAUUUAGUACCAUAAUACAACUAAAUUAACUAAAAAAUUAAAAAAACCCCUUUAAAAAAUCCGCAAAUGUCCAAAAUCCGCAAGUGUCUAAAAACCGCGGUUCCGCAAAUGUCCAAAAACCGCAUUUGUCCUAGCGCCGUAUUACGAUACCUUUUUCAGACGGAUCUUCCCACUGGGCUUUAGCUCCACAGAGUUCAAGAAAGACUCGCGACACCACAAAAUACUUUUACCAAGCUCGACCGGUCGAUGUCGAGAUGACUGCCUAUGCCUUGUUGACUUACAUGAUCAGAAAUGACAUGAACAAAGCUCUGCCAUUGGUCAGAUGGCUGACUUCACAACGAAAUAGUCAAGGCGGCUUCAGUUCUACACAAGACACCGUGAUGGCGCUACAGGCAAUGGGAGCCUACGCUGAGAAGGCAUACACCAAUGACUUCUCAGUCAGAUUGGCAUUGGCUAAUGGACCUGAUCUUCAGAACUUCACGAUAUCUUCUGACAACUCCAUGGUGCUACAGUCGUAUGAACUGGCUAACUUUGAUGAUACGAUCGAGUUAGAAGCCAAUGGAAAUGGAAUGGCAUUUGUACAAGUACAGUACUCUUAUCAUAGACAGGUGCUGAAGGAAGAUGUACCAUUUUACUGUAGUAAAGAGCUGAAGGAGGUCAGGGGCGGCAACAGGAUGCAGUUGGAGUUGUGCUGCAAGUAAGUUGUGCAAGUCAAUAACUGUACUCAAUUGUGAAAGAUAAUAACGAUAUAAUAUAUAUUAUUUUGAAAUGACAUUUAAAUAUUAAAAUUCAAAAGUAAGUAAUGAAAAUGGUGACAUUGUUUUAGUUACACUCGGCCGAACUCUCGUUCGAACAUGGCUGUAGCUGAAGUCGAAGCUCUGAGUGGCUACAAGUUUGACAACGAAGAGAUGAGUAAACUGACGUCGAUCAAGGACCUACAACGAGUUGAAUUGGAGAAAGAUGACACUCGGAUGAACAUCUACUUUAACCCGGUAAGUUAACUUCCAAUAUAAAGUUAUGGUAAGAUACGAUUUUGUGUGUUUCCUAUAAGUAUUAUACUACAGGGUGCGUAAAAAGUGGUGUUACCAAACUUUACCGGUCGUUUUCUCUAUGUUAUAAUACUUUUCACGCACCCUGUAUAAUAGAUUAAUUACUGAGUUUUGUAGAUUGGAGACGUCCCAGUAUGCCUGUCGUUGUAUUCUGAUAUGGUUUAUCAGAUUGCGGACCAAAAACCAGCCCAAAUCUCAUUGUUCGAUUACUACGAUCCUGAACUUCAGGUGGAUAAUAUUAUCUAUUGCAUUUUAGUCAUCAAAUCUGUUGUUUUAUGAAAUUUUAUAUUAUCUUACCCUUUUCAGAUGAAAACAACCUACACAGUCCGCCAAUCCCGCUCGCUCCAAGACUCUUGUCCCGACUGUUGGCCUUCUGAAGACGAAUCUAGAAGUCAGUCGUCGAAUCAUCAGAGUUUCGCAUCGCGAACGAACGGUACGACCGGUCGAUUGUGGAUGUCCGUCUCGGUGUUGUUUGUCUUGUUGGUCUCAUUGCUCGUCUGAUCUACUCAGCCAUGUGUAAUACACGUUAGUAGGGUAUACUGUACAUUCUUGUUCAAUUAUUUAUGUGCUCAUCUUUAACAUUUGGCUAUAGUAACUUCGUUUUGAUUCUGUUUUGUAUGUUUAACUGAUUUAUUUGCUGUAUUUUUAACUUGAAAAGUUAAGUUUACUGUAAUUUUAUUGAUUACUGUACUUUUAUGUAUUAAUGAUUACUGUAUUUUGUGUAUUAUUCCCUUUUAAAAUGUAACUUCGCUGUGUAUUUUCUUGUCGUAACACUAGAUUGUAACUACAUAACCUUGAAGUGUGUUACUAAUCUUCUGAAGGCCGUUUGAAUAACAUACUGUGUUGAUUGGAAUACUGUCUUGGAACUUACAGUAGUAUUUCAGAAUGA